AUGCGCAAAGAUGUAAGAGUGGAGGAGUCCUGUGAUUGGCCGCGCUCCUCCAGAAAGCAUCCAGAAACAGCCGUGCGUGAUCUGCUCUCCUCACCGAGGCAAGCGAGGUGGAGCCAGAAAACUUCCAUAGCCGGCGUGUAUACGUGCUGGAUUGCUCCUGUAGCUGCGACUAGAAACAAACUUGUGGAGGAUUUGGUGACUGGGGCGCAUCACUUGGACACCUGCGCCCGAGGGCAGCGUUAUCUGGGAGCAUCGCAAAGAGGGCAGGCGGCUGCAGGGGGCGCAGGUGUCAUCAAAGCUCCUUUGAGGUGGUGGGAGAUGCAGGCUUCAAUGACUUCACUGAGCGAGGUCAGCAGGCACAUGCACACCAGAGCUUUUGACACAUACAGAUUGUGCUCGAAGACGCUGCAGCGUUCCUGGGAGACUGCGCUGUUUGGCACAGGACCAGCGGAGAGGGGACAUGGAGCUCCAGAUGGCCCGGAGAGGAUGGCCAGAGGAAGAGCACCAUCCAGGCCCAGCUGGGAGUUAGGGGAAGCUGCACCAUAG
Knipowitschia caucasica is the source of this 546-nucleotide messenger RNA. The record is from the annotation of a GenBank genome assembly. Lineage: Eukaryota; Metazoa; Chordata; Actinopteri; Gobiiformes; Gobiidae.